Messenger RNA from Seminavis robusta, 555 nucleotides. The record is from the annotation of a GenBank genome assembly. Lineage: Eukaryota; Bacillariophyta; Bacillariophyceae; Naviculales; Naviculaceae.
AUGACACGGCAACCAACACCAACAAACAACAGUGGAGUACUGCUACGUGCCACACUAUCCGACAAACUACAUGAAUUAUCCAGCAGCGUGGGAGAUUUACUUCGGAGCCGCCAACAAGAACAGCUCAAUCAUGCCCUUAUUCUUAGCUCCAUCGAGGACUUGAAGUCAGGCCAAUCCGAUGUUGCACAGGCUGUUCGAGAUCUACAGACACAAGUUGCGCAGCUUACAACGCUCGUACAACAAAGCAAUCUACGAGUAUCGCGAAGCCCUGCACCAUCUCCUCGUAGAUCACCACGGCGACAGCUGCAACAACAACAAGAACAACCACCGCCAGUUCCUACUCCACCACCACCGCCUCCUCCACCGCCAGUUAUUCUCCACGCCGACUUCCACUCAUUCCACUUAUUAGAGCUGGAUCCAACAAUGACCCAGCUGGAAGAGGAAAACGAAAUCGAGAACGCAAAAUUGUUAACAUCCUACUGGCUCUUUACCAACACGAUGACUUCCACAAUCUACGGAUCAAUGUGCAACUUCGCUCUUUGGCCAACAUCGUGA